UAAAUAAAACACAUUCAUCUACAUAACAUCAACACAAAAAGAAUCAUUUUUCAUGUAAAAUUAUCAGUUAAAACUAGUGUUAUUCAGUAAUAAUUUCACUUUAAAGUUUGUGAUAAGAAAAAUAUUAAUUGACUGUUAUUAUUUUAAAUCUGUGACCAUGGAACAACAUCAAGGUGUAGAAGAGCGAAUAAGAGCAGUAGAAGAGGCUAUAUGCCAACUUUAUCAAAAUCCAGCAUUACAAAAUCCUGUCCAGUCUCCGCAGACAACUAGGUCAACUAACAUAGACCAGAAUAAACCACAGCAAAAAAGUGUUACUUGGGAGACUAGUCCAACUUCUGAAACCACCCCCACAUCACAAGGGUUUUGGUCGGAAGGUUCAUGGAUAACUAGUUCUGAUAGCCCGCCUAUCCAGGAUCCCAGCAAACCAAAUGAAGAAGCUCAGCCAAAGUUUAUAGAGAGAACCUGGGGUGAUUGGUGGACUGCUGACCCCUUUGAAGACCCUGUUUUUGGAUGGUCCCCACAACCUACAUCUACAUCUAGAGGCCGACAGAUUAAACAUAGUCCCUUAUCUAUUGGAACAAAAUACAUCGAGAGAUCAUGGGAGGCCUGGUGGACUCCGAAACCCAAUCUUAACACUUCUGGACAGCCUGACUCGCCCAAUAUUGUAAUGCCGGCAGAUAAUACAUGGCCUACUUCUGAACCUGGUACUUCUGGACAGAGUGAGCCGUUUCCCGUAGUGUUGGAGAAAGAUGGUACAUGGCACAGGCCUACUUCUGAAUCUGAAAACUAUUUUAUUCCUGGACAGCUUGGCUCGCCUAAUGUUGUAUUGAUGGCAGAUGGUACAUGGCAUUGGCCUGAUGAUAAACCAGUUGCCCCCAAUCCAACAAAAUCUGCAGUAUUGCCUGCUGGGGAAAAAGGGAAACCUGGUAAUCAAUUUAUUCCAGAAGACAUCCACAUCCUUGCUGGCAAAAACCAGGACCUGCAAAAUGUGUUGCAACAAUUUGAUUGCGUGAGUGGAGCUCUUUCAAAUGAAAUUGAUCAGAUCAUGCUUCUCAACAGGAAACUGCGUAAAGAUAUGAACCACCCGAGCAAUGGACAAUGCUUCUAAAACCUCCAAGACCCUGUUUUUUAAGAUUGAAAAAAUAAUCACUAACAAUUAUAAUGUUGUGAAGGAUUUCAGAGGAAAAAUAUGUAAAUCGUCUUAUUCUCUCAUUUAAAAAUAAAAUUGUCUCAGAAUUUAACAAA
This is a messenger RNA of Macrosteles quadrilineatus (aster leafhopper), 1245 nucleotides long. RefSeq lists its product as uncharacterized. The transcript is spliced from 15 exons. The coding region runs from base 158 to 1108 and encodes 316 amino acids. NCBI's taxonomy places the organism in Eukaryota, Metazoa, Arthropoda, Insecta, Hemiptera, Cicadellidae. The record is from RefSeq and is a predicted model, not a curated record.